AUGCAGAUCAAAGUACGAACUCUUACCGGCAAGGAGAUCGAGCUCGACAUCGAACCUGAGUACAAGGUUUCAAGGAUAAAGGAGCGUGUUGAGGAGAAGGAAGGUAUCCCGCCGGCACAGCAGCGUUUGAUCUACGGUGGCAAGCAGAUGUACAUCUACACACAGUGCGCACAGAGGAGCAGGGAGGCUGACACGUCCAUCAGGGCCGACGACAAGACCGCGGCAGACUACCAGCUUGAGGGCGGCGCAACGCUUCACUUGGUCCUUGCCCUUCGUGGCGGCUGCUGA
Messenger RNA from Ascochyta rabiei, 288 nucleotides. Its product is annotated as Ubiquitin-like protein 1. The transcript is spliced from 3 exons. Gene Ontology annotation, molecular function: protein tag activity; ubiquitin protein ligase binding. Lineage: Eukaryota; Fungi; Ascomycota; Dothideomycetes; Pleosporales; Didymellaceae. Bases 1 to 288 code for a protein of 95 amino acids. Gene Ontology annotation, biological process: protein neddylation; regulation of proteolysis; modification-dependent protein catabolic process. The record is from RefSeq and is a predicted model, not a curated record. Gene Ontology annotation, cellular component: cytoplasm; nucleus.